This is a messenger RNA of Elephantulus edwardii (Cape elephant shrew), 1113 nucleotides long. It is a transcript of the gene FAM131B, whose product is annotated as family with sequence similarity 131, member B. The transcript has 7 exons. Bases 1 to 1113 code for a protein of 370 amino acids. Lineage: Eukaryota; Metazoa; Chordata; Mammalia; Macroscelidea; Macroscelididae. The record is from RefSeq and is a predicted model, not a curated record.
AUGGGCUGCAUCGGCUCCCGGACCGUGGGGAAUGAGGUCAUCGCGGUGGACUGGAAAGGCCUCAAGGAUGUCGACCAGCUCCCCAUGGACAGCACCAGCUCCCUGCAGGGGAGCAGCCUCCACCGGCCAUCCACAGAGCAAACCCGGACAGAGUUCUCCUGGGACGCCAUCAAUCUAUCCAUGGAGGACACCACGUCUAUCCUCCCGAAGCUCAAGCGAAACUCGAAUGCCUAUGGCAUUGGAGCCCUGGCCAAGUCAUCGUUCUCAGGGAUCUCACGAAGCAUGAAGGACCACGUGACAAAGCCCACUGCCAUGGGGCAGGGCCGGGUGGCACAUAUGAUCGAGUGGCAGGGCUGGGGAAAGACCCCAGCCAUCCAGCCCCAGCACAGCCAUGAGUCUGUGCGCAGGGACACGGACGCCUAUUCUGACCUCAGUGAUGGUGAGAAGGAGGCACGUUUCCUAGCAGGGGUCAUGGAACAGUUCGCCAUCUCUGAGGCCACGCUCAUGGCCUGGUCCUCCAUGGAUGGUGAGGACUUGAGUGUCAACUCCACCCAGGAGCCACUGGGCUGUAACUACAGCGACAACUACCAGGAGCUGAUGGAGAGCCAGGAUGCCCUGACGCAGGCCCCCAUGGAUGGCUGGCCCCACUCCUAUGUGUCCCAGGGCAUGUACUGCCUGGGCUCCUCAGAUGCCUGGGAAGCCAGUGACCAGUCCCUCAUUGCCUCCCCGGCCACCGGCUCCUACCUCGGCCCAGCAUUUAAUGACUCACAGCCCAGCCUGCACGAGAUGGGCCCCCCCCACCCCACUUCAGGCUUCUCUACCCAGGAGCCACCGCCUUUGCUGGGGCUGGACGCUGACUGGGCCCCAGGAGGGGGCACGGUGGACCUGGCCGGAGUCCCAGCUGAGGAAGAGGAGGAGGAGGAGGAGCGGGAGGACGUGGAGAAGAGGCCGCUGGGCCCGGAGGAGGAGGAGGACGCAGGGUGCCGGGACCUGGAGUCACUGUCCCCGCGGGAGGAGCCCGAGGUGUCCACUGCCCUCAGCCGCAAGGUGUCUGACGUCACAUCCUCAGGGGUACAGUCCUUCGAUGAGGAGGAAGGCGAGACCAACAACUAG